Messenger RNA from Microtus oregoni (creeping vole), 2684 nucleotides. RefSeq names its product micronuclear linker histone polyprotein-like. NCBI's taxonomy places the organism in Eukaryota, Metazoa, Chordata, Mammalia, Rodentia, Cricetidae. The transcript has 6 exons. The coding region runs from base 41 to 1567 and encodes 508 amino acids. The record is from RefSeq and is a predicted model, not a curated record.
CCGAGUGAGUCAGGGGGGCUAGGGCUAAGGGCAGGCAGCAAUGUCUGUGGAGAAAGAGAUUCCAUUCAAGUUGCCACACCCGGGCCCGAAAGUACGGGGUAAGCAGUUUAGGAAGCCGCGGGGCCGUAGUAAGGCCCGGGCCCGGGGCGCCCGGAGCAAGGCCCACGUCCACAAGCGAUCGCAACCCGAGCCGUACUGCAAAAAGGCGCCAGUGCGAGAGAAAGAGAAGGUGUGGACCCCCUGGAAUGGACUCAUCGUGAUUGGGAAGAGAGUGGAACUCUUGGACAGAAACCUGCAAAAGUCUAAAGUGUGGGACGCAAAGUUGGAAUCUGAGAACUGGAGGCUGGAAGUCGUGGGGAAGAAGAUCUCGAAAGAGAGAUCGGGCCUGCAUCAGGAGAAGGUGGACACGAAGCUCUUGAACAGUGUAGAAAGGACGUCACAGGCUCCAGCAAAGUUGGAGGAUAAUAUCCCAGAGGAGAUUUGGGGACAGCAAGAGGACAGACCCAAAGCUGGAGCUGUAUCUAAGAGUGCAGAGAUGACAGCAGAGCCUGAAGAAAGAUUGAAAUCUAAGGACAAGAUGAGAACCAGUGGAGGGAACUUGAGAUCCAGAGGGGAUCAGCUGAGGCAGAAUGAGGAAGUGGAGUCAAGUGGAGAGAACUUGGUGCAAAAGAGAGAGAAACGGGUGUCCGUGGGAGAGAAGGUGGUGGGCAGGGGAGAGAAGCGGUCUGUUGUAGAGAAAAUGGACAGUAGAGAGAAACGGGGGUCCAUCAGAGAGAAGGUGUCAGACAGUGGCGAGAAGCGGGGGUCCAUCAGAGAGAAGGUGUCAGACAGUGGCGAGAAACGGGGGUCCAUCAGAAAGAAGGUGUCUGACAGUGGCGAGAAACUGGGGUCCAUCAGAGAGAAGGUGUCGGACAGUGGCGAGAAACGGGGGUCCAUCAGAAAAAAGACAUCCGACAGUGGAGAGAAACGGGGGUCCAUCAGAGAAAAGGUGUCGGAUAGUGGAGAGAAACGAGGGUCCAUAAGAGAAAAGGUGUCAGACAGUGGAGAGAAACGAGGGUCCAUCAGAAAAAAGGCAUCCGACAGUGGAGAGAAGCGGGGAUCCAUCCGAGAGAAGACAUCCGACAGUGGAGAGAGGCGGGGGUCCUCCAAAGAGAAGGUGAAGUCAAGUGAUGAGAAGCUGAGAUUGAAAUCAAGUUCCAGUAGAGGAGAGAAGCUGAGGACUGGUGAUAAGAACCUGAGAUCCACGGAAGAUAAACUGGAGUCAAAUACUGAGGAAGCACAGUCCGAUGAGAUGGAACUGGAAGAGCAUUCAAGACCGGGAAAUACAAGCGAAGAGGACCUUGAGAGAGUGAUAAAUAUUACUGGUGAUGAAAGUGCGAUGGAAGAGAUGAGUCUGGAACUACAAAUUCCUGAAAGUCCGGAAGGCGGAGAUGAACAAGAAGGAGCAGAGAAAGCGGGGGAGAGUGACAGUUUUGUCUUGGAUAACGUGGAAGAUCCCGCCUAUGAAUCUGUUCCUAUGGAAGAGAAAGAUGAGAUUAGAGAAGGCUCCAGGGAAUCAGGUGGAUGAAGACUUGAAGACAAAGGAGAUUGGAGAAGUAUUGAAAGUCAGAGAGGAGCUCGAGCAAAGCCAAGCUCUGCUGACCCCGAAGGGUAGAUAUGAGUGAGCUUGGGACUGGAGGAGAGUUACUGGGCAUGAGGCCAAGCCAGUAUCGACAGAGUGAAGAGUGGAAAAGAGGGAGUUGGGAUCAUUUUAAGGAGAAAAAUAUUUGGGAAUGAAUGCUAAGAAGAAGGAAACUGGCCGCUAUGUUCUUGAAGAACUGUUUGAGGGCGGACUGGAUUUUGGCAGACAUGUACAUGGCUGGGGUGUGAGAUGAAGGAGAAUAUCAGAAAGAACAGAUCAUUGCAGGGCAAAGGGUGGGCACUGAGGAUUGUGGGAGAAGCAGCCAACAGGUGAGGUGUCUGAAACUGACACCAAAAACUGAGGGGCUCCAGCAGGAAUGAAACGGGAAGAGGAGUGGUCGAAUAAAACGGUGGACCAGUGACUAGGUUCGCUCCACCCUCGCGUCUGAUUUGAACUGCACAUAUUCAAUGUGAAGAGACUCCUUCUUGGGCACAAGAUCAAGACAGCAUUUGCCCUUGUAUGGGAAAUGACCUACAUACACAUCAGGAAAUACAGAUUCUGACCAAUCGUCAGCUUUCUCUUCACUGGUUGGGAGCUUCUCCGUUUCAUGAGCUUAUCAAGUAUUUGAAAGUAUAUCAGGGCUACCGUCGCGUGGGACAGAUGGUCCCAUUUUCAUAUUUGUGUGAGUUCGCCUGCUCCCUGGAGGCUGCCCUUCGACAGGCUCUCAGCUGUGCCCUCAGCAAAGGUGAAGGAGUGACCGCCCUGAAAGAAGACCCUCUGGAAGCUUGUGUAGGGAGCAAGGCUGACGUGAUUGUGAAGGGCAAUCCCAGGUCUUUCUCUUCACUCAACCAACGAGGGGAAAUUCUUCUAAGAGCGUAUUUCCCAGCCUGGGCAAUCCUGAAAGAGGGAGCGACUACCUGCACUGCAUGGCUCCUCAUCAGGACAGCCGUAGUAGGUGGCAGCGACCACCCAGAGGCCGCCUAUCUCCUCAACUGGACAGGCUGCAAGGCCAGGUCUGUGGUCUUUGUGACCCUCAGAUCUGUGCUAACCCCAGGAAUCUGAA